Messenger RNA from Salvia splendens (bonfire salvia), 1024 nucleotides. RefSeq names its product ethylene-responsive transcription factor RAP2-13. Bases 284 to 940 code for a protein of 218 amino acids. Gene Ontology annotation, molecular function: DNA-binding transcription factor activity; sequence-specific DNA binding. The transcript has a single exon. Gene Ontology annotation, biological process: regulation of DNA-templated transcription. NCBI's taxonomy places the organism in Eukaryota, Viridiplantae, Streptophyta, Magnoliopsida, Lamiales, Lamiaceae. Gene Ontology annotation, cellular component: nucleus. The record is from RefSeq and is a predicted model, not a curated record.
CUUAAUCCUUUAAGCGUUGAAACAAAAAAAAAAUCAUUCUCAUCUCGCCCCAUCAUUCAAGAAUCUGAUCGUAUUUUUCUGGGCUUCAUCAUAUUCCGAUUUCAGACUAUUUUUUCCUUUAAUCGGGGUGAUUUAGAACAGAGAUCACACGUUAUAUGAGUAAUUUAUUCGUUACAAAACGGGUAUGCUCAAAAACUAUUUGAUCAAUUGCCUCACUGAGAACUUCAAAUUCUGUUUUCUUCAAAAACCAAUCUGAAAUCAUCACUUCUCUUGAUACAAAUCCAUGGCGGCUGCUAUAGAUGCAUACAACUCCGGAAACAGUCAAGUUUUUUGCUCCGAUUCCUGCAGAGAAGAGCUUAUGCAAGCACUCCAACCUUUUAUGAAAAUUUCUCCUUCUCCCCAAAAUCAGAGCCAAUUUUCGGGCUUUCUCGGGCCGAAGCCCGCCCCGAUGAAGCAGCCCCCGAAGCCCGGGAAGCUCUACCGGGGAGUGAGGCAGAGGCACUGGGGCAAAUGGGUCGCCGAAAUCCGGCUCCCCAAAAACCGGACACGCCUCUGGCUCGGGACCUUCGACACGGCCCAUGAGGCCGCCCUGGCCUACGACAGGGCGGCCUUCAAGCUCCGAGGGGAAUUCGCGAGGCUGAAUUUUCCUCACCUAAAUCACCACGAAUUCAAACCUUUGCAUUCGUCAGUUGAUGCAAAGCUCCAAGCCAUCUGUGAUGGCUUGGCAGAGUCUCGGAAACAGGGGAAAACAGAGCAUAGCUGUGAUUUUUUGACAGAGACCGAUGCCUCCUGCCUCCGGGUGAGUGUGAAAUUGGAGGCCUCGCCACCGGAAUCGGAGGCUGCUUUCUUGGGCUUCUUCUCAGAGCCUUCUUUUGGUGAAUGUGACAAUUUGCUUCUUGAGAAAUACCCCUCAAUUGAGAUAGAUUGGGCUUCUCUCUAAGGUUUGAGGAAAAUUAGUUGUUUUUUUUUUGAAGUAUAUUUGUGGCAUUCUGCAAUGAAGUUUUUGGCAUGUGCUGAUUUUGUU